This is a messenger RNA of Argentina anserina (silverweed cinquefoil), 786 nucleotides long. RefSeq lists its product as uncharacterized. The record is from RefSeq and is a predicted model, not a curated record. The coding region runs from base 7 to 741 and encodes 244 amino acids. Lineage: Eukaryota; Viridiplantae; Streptophyta; Magnoliopsida; Rosales; Rosaceae. The transcript has 3 exons.
AUCAUAAUGAGUAGAAGAUAUGCAAGGUUGUGUGUUGGCCGAGGCGUGCUUUGUUUUCCGGUCCAUUCCCGGAGUCCGGGGUCAAAACCGAAACUGAAACCCGCCUCUAGAAGCGUCAGACAUUCCUCCUCCUAUUCCAACAAAACAGAUCAGUUUCUGAGCCACAGCAGUGAUGAUUUUGGAGCAGAUAUCAGAGUGAAAAAUGGGGAAGAGUCUGGGAACAAGAUAAUGGUGGUUGUGGAUUCGAGCCUUGAAGCCAAAGGAGCUCUUGAAUGGGCGCUAUCCCACACUGUUCAACCCCAGGAUGCCAUUGUGCUUGUUCAUGUAGCUCAGCCCUGCAAACAAGGUGUUGACUCUAAUGCAAAGAAGCUUAAUUUGAGAGCUUUUGAGCUUCUUCACUCUAUGAAAAAGGACUGUCAGAGGAGAAAGCCCGGGGUGGAAGUUGAGGUAGCAUUGCUUGGAGGGAAGGAAAGAGGUGCAAUAAUUGUGGAAGAAGCAAAGAAACAAAAGGUAGCUCUACUUGUUCUUGGCCAAAAAAGAGAGAGGUCAAUGUGGUGGAAGCUAAUCAAGAGGUGCUGGACGAGUAGGCGAAGGAGAAGAACAUCCAGAAGCAGUGAGGUUGUGGAAUACUGCAUACAAAAUGCUGGUUGCAUGACGAUUGCAGUGAGGAGAAAGAGCAGAAGACUUGGAGGGUACUUGAUCACCACUAAGCUUCACAAGAAUUUCUGGCUUCUGGCUUAAGUAAAUUUAAGAUCACUCUUUUAGAUAAUGGACGUGAGUCAGUGA